Messenger RNA from Lachancea fermentati, 1806 nucleotides. The record is from the annotation of a GenBank genome assembly. NCBI's taxonomy places the organism in Eukaryota, Fungi, Ascomycota, Saccharomycetes, Saccharomycetales, Saccharomycetaceae.
AUGUCGCAGGAAAAUAAAAAUUUCACCAAGACGGAUGUCAUCGUAUCGCAUUCUGAAGAGUCAAGCGUCAAGGACGAGGAAAGCUCGGCAUGGCAGCGUUUCUUGACUAUUCUAGAGGUGCACAAGACCACUAGACACGAGACCAUCAAGGAAACAUUUCUGUUUAACCAUGAUCUGAAGCCCGUUGAAGCCGCACGUCGGAAAUGGUCGUGGUUCAACUAUGUCUACUUUUGGAUUGCUGAUUGUUUUAACAUCAACACCUGGCAAGUCGCUGCUACAGGGUUGCAGCUGGGACUGACAUGGUGGGAGACAUGGUUGACGGUGUGGAUUGGCUACUCCAUCGUCGGUGUGCUCGUUGUGGGUACUGCUCGUAUUGGUAGCAUGUACCACAUCUCCUUUCCUAUCACGGCAAGAGCCUCCUUCGGGAUUUUCUUCUCGCUUUGGCCUGUGAUAAACCGUGUUGUUAUGGCUAUUGUGUGGUAUUCUGUACAGACGUGGAUUGCAAUGACUCCUGUUUCAUUAAUGCUCAAGAGUAUUUUUGGCUAUGACUUGCCGCAAAGAAUACCAAACCAUAUCAACAGUCCUAACGCCACCACAUACGAAUUCAUGUGUUUCUUCAUUUUUUGGGUCUGUGAGCUGCCUUUCAUCUACGUGCACCCACAUCAAGUAAGGCAUUUGUUUACGGUCAAAGCCGCUUUGGUACCAUUUGCAGCUUUCGGCUUCCUUAUCUGGGCCCUUAAGAAAUCUCAUGGUAAAAUAGCACUUGAAGCCUUGAUUGAGGGCUCUUCCCUGAGCUCUAGCGAGCGUGGGUGGGCUUGGAUGCGUGCGAUUAUGGCAGCCAUUGCCAAUUUCGCCACUUUGAUUGUCAAUGCGCCAGAUUUUUCUCGUUUCUCAAAGACUCGCAUGUCUGCCACAUGGUCUCAAGGUCUGUCUAUUCCAUUCUUCUUUUCAGUUACUUCUUUGAUUGGUAUUAUCGUGACGGCGUCUGCCUAUACCAUCUACAACGUCAAUUACUGGUCUCCAUUGGAUGUGCUGGACAGAUUUCUUGGCGAUGGAUUUACAAGAGGGGAACGUGCUGGUGCCUUCUUAAUCUCAUUCGUGUUUGCUGUUGCUCAACUGGGUACCAAUAUCAGUGCUAAUUCGUUAUCUGCUGGUACAGACAUGACUGCACUUUUGCCCAAGUUCAUCAACAUUAGACGUGGUGGUUUCAUUUGCGCCAUACUAGCGUUGUGUAUCUGUCCUUGGAACCUGAUGGCAAGUUCUAACAAGUUCACAAUGGCUCUGAGCGCGUACGCUAUAUUUUUGAGUUGUAUUGCAGGUGUGAUGAGUGCGGAUUACUAUAUUGUCAGGAGAGGUAAACUUAAACUGCUGCAUUUGUAUUGUGCUGAUCCUUCGGUCUCUGAUUACAUGUAUGGUAACAGAUUUGGUAUCAACUGGAGAGCCCUCUUCGCCUAUUUGGCUGGUAUAUUGCCCAAUAUUACCGGGUUUGUUGGUGCUGUGGGUAAUAAUAUACACGUUCCAGCGGGUGCCACGUACCUGUACUACUUAAAUUAUCUCGUGGGUUAUUUAGUGUCUGUUGUCGUCUACGUGAUUUUGUGCUACUUUUUCCCAAUCCCCAAUGCUCCUGUGCCAAAUUGCUUGAAGAAAUCUGAGUGGCUCGAAACGUUCGAUGAGGUAGAGGAUUUUGAAGAGGAAAGAGAAGCUUUCUUGGCAGAAAAUGGUAUCGGAUAUGUUUCUUCGCAUUUGGGGCAAGAAGAAUCCGAAGACAUAUCGUCAGCUUUUGCUAUCGGGAGUACCAAAGCUUGA